AAUGUAAAGUAAAACUGAACAGAAGUGAAAUCCAAGCAAGUGAACACGCUCCAAGUGAAGGUACAGUGCUCCUGUAUCAAGUCCAUGGUGAACAAAAUUGAACAGUGAGUUACUCAGAGCCUGAUGUUGCAGUCUGUGGAACUGUUCCUCAUUUACCUGAUUUUCUGCAUCCACAAUGGGACAGAUGCAUCUUCCCACCAGACAUCUAAGUUUUCCGCCUAUGAAAUCAUUAUUCCUAAACUUAUAAACGAACGACAGAAACGAGGUAUUGGCCAGGAAAAAUGGAGGGAUCAAAUAACUUAUUCAGUUGAUUUGGAAGGCGAAGUUUACCUACUAAAACUGGAAAGGAAUAAGAACCUGCUUGCUAAAGAUUUUGUGCAAUAUGUUUAUGACAAAGAAGGUAAAAUGCAGGCAUCCCAGCCCAAGAUUCGGACCCACUGUUACUACCAUGGCGUUGUGGAGGGCAUUAUUGAUUCCAAAGUUUUGUUCAGCACGUGCUCGGGUGUCAGAGGAAUUAUUUUGGUUGGUGAACGAAGUUUUGGAAUUGAGCCAUUGGAAAACUCAUUUAACUUUGAACACCUAAUUUAUCGACUAGAGGACAUGCAAACAGAACCCUUUGUAUGCGGAGUACCUCACCACAAACAAUCAACAAACAAUGAUGGUCAUUCGAGCUAUGGGAGCUUGGUGCAGCACUUGAGAAAAAAGCGAGCUGUUUUACCAAGAACCAGAUUUGUGGAAUUGGUUUUGGUUGUUGAUAAUGAUAAAUAUAAUUUGCACAACAGGAAUGAAACUCUGAUUCAGGAGCAAAUGGUUGAACUGGUUCAUAUUGUAAAUGGUAUGUACAGCUCUCUGAAUGUCCGUGUCAUACUGACUGGGCUUGUGCUCUGGAAAGAUAAAGAUCAGAUUGUCAUCAACGGAACUGCUGGAGAGGUUUUGGGCGCAUUUGUAAGAUGGCGAGAACGAGUCCUGAUUCCUGAGAAGCAACAUGACAGUGGGCAUCUUAUUCUAGGUAAAGCUCAGUUCAGUGGAAUUCUAGGCUUGGCCUUUGUAAGCACAGUCUGCUCCACCAGGCUUGGAGGUGGAAUUAAUGUUUUUGCCAACAGUAAUGUGCCAACAGCAGCAACAAUUCUUGCUCAUGAAUUAGGGCAUAACAUGGGCCUCAGCCAUGAUGAUCCACGAACAUGUGAUUGCCCAACUAGCCGCUGCAUAAUGUUCAGUUCAAUUACAAAUUCAAGGAAUUUCAGUGACUGCAGUCAGAAUGAUUUUGUAGGGUUCAUCGAGAGAGGAGGUGGACAAUGUCUUCAAAAUGAACCAAACUUAGAAGAUCAGUAUUCCUUACCAUCCUGUGGCAAUAACAUUGUUGAUGAGGGAGAAGAAUGUGAUUGCGGUAAACCACAGAAAUGCUCUAAUCCUUGUUGCAAUGCAGCCACUUGUACCCUAACAUCAGGGUCACAAUGUGCACAUGGGAAGUGUUGUGAGAACUGCAGAUUCCGUGUUGCAGGGACUUUGUGCAGAGGAGCAGUGAAUGUUUGUGAUCUUCCAGAGUACUGCAAUGGCUCCUCACAGUUUUGCCAGCCUGAUGUCUUUAUUCAAAAUGGUUAUCCAUGUGCAAAUGGUAUAACAUACUGCUUUGAUGGUUUGUGUCAGACCUAUGAUGCACAAUGCAAGGUACUCUUUGGCUCUACUUCAGAGCGUGCACCAGAUGUGUGUUUUGAACAUGCAAAUCGACAAGGGGACAGAUUCGGGAACUGUGGAUUCCAAAACCGGCAAUUUAAGAAAUGUACGCUAAGUAAUGCUGGAUGUGGCAAAAUUCAAUGUAUAAAAGUGACAGAGAGACCUUUUGGUGUUGAUACGAGCACUUCGAAUGUUAAUGGCAUUAAUUGUGUGAAUGCUGACUUCCACGUGGGUACAGAUGUCACUGAUCCUUCUUAUGUAAACACAGGCACUGGCUGUAACGAAGGCAAGGCCUGCAUAAAUUUUGAAUGUGUAAACGCCAGCAACCUGGGAUUUGAUUGUGAUAUCAAAGGGAAAUGCAACAACCAUGGUAUUUGUAACAGUAACAAGAACUGUCAUUGUGAAGACGGAUGGGCACCACCUAAUUGUGACACUCGUGGUUUUGGAGGAAGCAUAGAUAGUGGACCCACUCGCAUAGAUACUUCACUUCGAGAUGGCUUGCUAAUAUUUUUCCUUUUGGUGGUCCCAAUACUAAUUUUCAUUGGUUUAAUAAUUUUUUUCAACCGUAAUGCAAUAAAACAACGCUGGAGAAAGAGGAAAGCUCCACACACAACGACACAGACCAGAACACAAUCAGAGAACAAUUUGUCAAACCAUGGUAAUCAGAGGAAUAAUCAAGUUAUUUCUACUGCAAAUUCAAAUAUCUAUGCAGAUAUUACUUUACACAGGCAAUAUGCUUCAAAUGAAAAUCCAGUACCUUACAUAGCCUAUGCACCAAAUUAUCAAAAUCCUGUUCCACCUCCUAGACCUACUGUAACUCCUCAACCAAAUGAGCCUCCUAGACCAGCUGUGCCUCCUAGACCAGCUGUGCCUCCUAGACCAGCUGUGCCUUCUAGACCUAUUGCAUCCCACCAGUCUUAAGUUUGACCUCAGCACUUAAUGAUCAUAAAUUGUGCCUUAUGUUCAGUAAUAUUAGUGAUCAAAAGGAUACCUCAGGAAAGCAUUAAGAAGUACAGUAUAUUAUUUCUCUUUUAUCAUUAUCUUUAAUUAUUCUUGCAACAAUUAGAUUCACAACACAUUUCUCGAAGCCUUGCUCAAUAUCAAUGAAGUUUUAUUGGUAUUGCAGCACCUUAAUACCACAGCUGCUCUUAGACCAGGCUCUGAAUGCUUCACAAAUGUAAAUUCUCAGGGUAUUUUAAAAAUUGGACUUGGCAGAGGAAAGUGCAAUUAUUCAUAGAAGAUCUUUACAGGGGAUAAAUUCAGUUCAUGGUUGCUUGAUUUUCACACACAAAAUAUGCAUGUGACUUCCCGAUUUUGGAUUGCAAGUUGCUAUGCCCAGAUGUGCCAGAAGUGUCUGGGUAACUUUUAAUCACUCUGAAAAUAAAAAUAGGUGUUUCAGAAAGCAAAUUAGGAAGACAUCAGAUCUAGGACCCUGAUCUGCAAAACUGAAAAAUAAAUAAGUACAGUUUACAGACACUUUCUCCGCUUGAUUAUAUCAGGUGUUGAGUGCCUUAACCAGUGACCUUUAAAAGUAAUCAUUGGAGGCCACUUGGGAAAAAUCAAGGGAAUUUAAGUUUUAGUUUUGAAAGGGUAGGAAAAACAAGCGUAAAAAUCACAGUCCUUGAAAGAACUCAAGGCCGUUGAUGACAUGUUCAAGAUAUCCCCAAGACAUUCAUUUUCAACUGGACCAGAAUAAAAGCCUGGCCUCUGCAAAUGUGUGCCCGCUGCAUCCCAAAGCCAAAUUUGACUCAAUACUCAGGCAUCUGUGGACUGAUGCACAAAUCUAUUGUUCUAUUGAUACUACUUUGGGUACAUCUGAAUUUCCUCGUUUACAUAACUAAUAUUUGUUUCUGUUCAAGUUAAUACUAUAAUAAAUUGUUUUAUGUUUAUUUCUUUUUUGCACAGUAUAAAUUUGCAUGUCUCUUCUUGAUGUAAAUAGAUUUGACUGUUGUUCUAGUUAUAUGGACCUAUGGGGUGUUAAUCUGUUUUCAGCUUAACUAUGGACAGUAUAUUUUUGAGAUGCAUCAACUCAGAGUAAUUUCAAGUCACCAACUCAAAAAUGUUGUUAAUACUUUGACAUAAUUGCAGACACUGAGGGAAUAAUCAACAACAAAAAACCUUAGUGGAAAGUUGUUUUGGUUAGGAUCGUGAAAGAAUAAGAUUAAAUUGGGUUUGCAUCUUACAUGAUGACAUGAUCUAAAAACAGAAAAUAGCAAUGUAAUGUUGAUUAUGUGUUUGAAUAUUUUAAAAAGGACACUGAUUACUAGAUUAAGUUUCAUUAUUCACCAGCUAAAUUGUUAACAUUUUGCACUACAGUGGACACACAACGCAAAAGAAAACUAACAGUUCUAUGAAAUCUUGCUGUCCAAACAUAAGAAAAUGUAAAUUUUCCUAAAUGAUUUAAUUUUAAAGUAAUUAGUGCUCACAUCAUCACUUUCCAGUUUAUUUGAACUACCUGAGUGAAGAUUACUGCUAUAAUUAAUUGAGAAGUUAAAUUGCACUUUAAUCUAUUACAUCAGUAAUAAAUCAGUAGCCUAAACAAAGGCUGUGAUUAUAAAUUUUGUACUCUGAGAGUGGGCUGGGCAUGUUAUGCACAACUGAUUCACUGUCCCCAUCAUUGAGAACGUUUGCUGGUUAGCAGUUAGGUACUUAAGUGUGAGUUUCUUGGUAUACUGUACCUGGACACACCAUGACAAAAACUAGUAAUCAAUCUGAGACCAGCAACCACAAUGCUGAGUUGCUGAGUCCACUUUUGAGGAUCCCAUUCAAAGUGUGGAUGUGUGGGAUUGGAGGCACCAGCCAUGGUAGUUUCAGAGCCUACGUUCUUGCCUCCCAUCUGUGCCUCUGCCAUCAAAUUGGAAGCAAAUAGAGCCCCCCUCCCCCUCCUUCUCAAGUAGGCAGGUUGUCUUGGCUUGCUGCCAAAGAUUCUUCUCGUCUGCCAAAAAAGGCAUAUUAAUGGGGUAACAACAAAUUUAGUCCCUUCAAUGAUCAUUGACCACCUCUAUGGGGGUGAACUUUCCAUCCAUUCCGGGUGUUCAGAGGUUUUUUUUCAAUAUUUUGAAUGUUGAAAAAAAUACUUGAGACACAUUGAAAGGAAUGUCCUUAUAGUACCUAGACCAAGUAUUACUUCAUCUGUAAUUGUCUGGGAUGACUAUGGAAUUGAUUGCUAGUGAUCAUAUUCACAGUGAUUCAAUUGACAAGCUAUGAGAAAAUGAACAAAAUGGACUGAACUUAAAUUACAUUGUACUCCAGACUUUCACAUUUUCCAUUUUAAGUAGGUUUGACUUGAUUGAAUUGAUUUUGACUGUGAUUUUAAGCUCCAGUCAAUCACAACAGCUUUUGCUCUUGAACUAGUUAAGAGAGGUGAGUCAGCUGAAUCAAAUAUUGGAAAAAAUGCAGAGAACUAUAUUAAAAUAAAAUUAGCUAGGCUUUAUCAGUUUGGUAUGAAUUGCAAAUUUUGCUACUUGUGUUUAGUUUUGAUUAGUAAUUAUACAUUCAGGAUUCUUUAAAUUCUGUACCUAAUCUAAACAACAUCAAGGGUGUAGGAGAAUAUUUCCAUGUUAUUCCAGAUUAUCAAAUCACUAUUUUGCCCUGAAUACACUGUCAGAAUUUUAUGUAUUAAUGCUGAUUUUUUGAGAAAAUAUUGUUUAGAAAUCUGAAUAAUUUUUAAAAUAUAGAUAAAAAAAUUGUUUUAUGUAUUGAAUUACCUGUGAAUGAUGAUUAUUAAAUGAAGGAAAUGAAAAAGCAUCUAAGAAGGAUUUAUAGAUGUACCAUAGAAGGAAUCCCUGAUUUAUUAAACAUUAACAUUUACGUUG
Chiloscyllium plagiosum (whitespotted bambooshark) is the source of this 5489-nucleotide messenger RNA. RefSeq names its product ADAM metallopeptidase domain 9b (gene adam9b). Gene Ontology annotation, molecular function: metalloendopeptidase activity. Gene Ontology annotation, biological process: proteolysis. The record is from RefSeq and is a predicted model, not a curated record. Gene Ontology annotation, cellular component: plasma membrane. Lineage: Eukaryota; Metazoa; Chordata; Chondrichthyes; Orectolobiformes; Hemiscylliidae.